Cuscuta campestris is the source of this 787-nucleotide messenger RNA. NCBI's taxonomy places the organism in Eukaryota, Viridiplantae, Streptophyta, Magnoliopsida, Solanales, Convolvulaceae. The record is from the annotation of a GenBank genome assembly.
GAAUCUUUUACUUUCACCGCCGUCUCAAAUCUGAUUCCGGACCUUAACUCCAUAAUUCGCCAAAAAUAGCAUCCAAAGAGGUAGAAGGUUAUACCUUUUGUGGUAACCUGAAUUCCCCGAUGAAUCACUUACAAGAGAACUUAAUUGAACUAGAAAUUGAGGGCGAGAAUGUUUUACUGGCACGACAGCAGUUAGUUGAAAACGACAAGGAACGCAAUGGAAACAGGGAAGCAUUGACAGCAUUAAGGAAGAGAGCCAAAACAUCAAAAAGCAGCAUAGCUUCACCUUUCGAGUCAAUCAUGAGGGAUGUUGAGUCAAGACCAUUGGUGAGAGAAGUUUGUUCAACUUGUGGCAAUCAUGAUGUGAACGAAAGAAAAUGGCUUAUGUUUCCGGGAACAGAUGUAUUUGCUAGUAUUCCAUUUCAUGCUGUUCAUACCAUUCUGGAGCAAGAUCAAAACCAACUAGAUUGUGAAGCAAAGAAACUCCAGAGCUAUAUCAAGGAGAAGUCCUUUUGCAUAUCGGAAAAAGGAGGUCUUGCUGACAGGAUCAGCCCCAGCAUUCUUCGAUCCCUGGUGACCUUAUCUGAUGCACCAAAGAAAGUUGUGCCACCUAAAUGACUCCAUCUGAAUGACCUGUUCGCUGAUGACUACGUGCUCUUCGCCACUUUUUUCCCCAGAUUUUUUGGUGAUCAUUAUGUUUUCCCUUUGAAAUAUUACUUUGGAAUUUUCAGGAGGAAAAUUAGAUACUGAUUUCAAGCAUGAAGGACCGGUUCUUGUAUUGUGAUUCC